ACCUUUACCGUGAUGUGCUACAACGUGUUGAGUCCGAACUACGCCACCUCAUCUCAGUAUCCCUACUGUCCGACUUGGGCCAUGGACUGGGACUAUCGUCGGCGUGGCAUUCUCGAGGAGAUUAAACUCUACAGUCCACACAUUGUCUGCCUCCAGGAAGUCGACACCGAUCAGUUUGAAGAGGUGUUCCAACCCGAACUUCACAAGACCGGCUACGAGGGUAUUUUCAUUCCCAAGAGUCGUUGUCGAACGAUGGAUCCCGCCGCUAGCCGCAAGGUCGACGGUUGCGCCAUAUUCUGGCAGACAGAAAGGUGA
Molecule: messenger RNA, 315 nt
Organism: Dibothriocephalus latus
Lineage: Eukaryota; Metazoa; Platyhelminthes; Cestoda; Diphyllobothriidea; Diphyllobothriidae
Source: the annotation of a GenBank genome assembly